AUGGCAUGGUGCAAUGUGAUGGUCAUACACUUUCAACAAGGUGAACUUCUUGAUCAGCUGUGGCCCUUACCAUUUGAUACAGAAUAUAGGCGAUGGUUGGAAGAACACACCAAACACAUCAAUGAAUUGAGGACUACUGUCAAUUCACAUGCAAGUGAUCCUGAACUGCGAAGUAUUGUGGAUAAUGCCAUUGCACAUCACGAUGAGGUUUAUAGGAUGAAAGCAAAUGCAGCCAAGGGUAACGUAGAGCAUCUCUUGUCAGGGAUGUGGAAAACCCCUGCUGAGCGGUGUUUUAUGUGGAUUGGUGACUUCCGCCCCUCCUUACUGCUUAAGUUUCUAGUCAAUCAGUUGGAGCCUCUGGCCGAGCAACAGUUUAUGGGCAUUGCCAACUUGCAGCAGUCAUCCCAACAAGCAGAAGAUGCUCUUUCACAAGAUAUGGAGGCGUGGCAGCAAUCCUUGGAGGAGACAUUAGCUUACGGAUCUCUUGCUACUGAAGGGUCAUCAGGAGAUGUAGCUUAUAAUAUAGGUCAGAUGGCAAUGGCUAUGGGGAUAUUAGGGACCCUUGAAGGUUUUCUCCGUCAGGCGGACAACCUGCGUCAACAAACAUUGCAACAAAUGCAUCGCAUAUUGACAACCAGACAAUCAGCCCGUGCUCUUCUUGCAAUAAGUGAAUACUUCUCACGUCUUCGAGCUCUCAGCUCUCUUUGGCUUGCCAGACCACUAGAGCAAUAAGUAUGACAUGCAUUGCAAUAUUCUACUGAAACUCAGAUACACUACUUCGAUACACUGGCCGGUAUAUGAGAUCCAGCUAAGUUACUAUAUGUAAAGUGGUAUUGUAUGUGCUUGUGGAAGUGCAAAAUUUGUUUUCUUUCUCAUUAGGUUUUUAGAAUACCAAAAUUUUACUUUGUGACUUAGGAACCAAUAAUGUACCUGUGUUUUUAGCUUUUACAAGGAAAAAGUUUGGUUAGGGAUAUUAAGAAGUGUAAUAGAUAUUUAGAAAGUUUUAUGCUUAA
This is a messenger RNA of Solanum verrucosum, 1013 nucleotides long. RefSeq names its product TGACG-sequence-specific DNA-binding protein TGA-2.1-like. Gene Ontology annotation, biological process: DNA-templated transcription. Gene Ontology annotation, molecular function: sequence-specific DNA binding. Bases 1 to 732 code for a protein of 243 amino acids. Lineage: Eukaryota; Viridiplantae; Streptophyta; Magnoliopsida; Solanales; Solanaceae. The record is from RefSeq and is a predicted model, not a curated record. The transcript has 4 exons.